CGGGUGGUGGAACGCCUACGUCGAGGUCAUCUUUUGUUUGGUGUGCAUGGUGUUUCAUUGGGCGGAGGCAGCCCCGGAAGCUGAAGGGGGUGAGGUCCCGGACGAUGAGGUGGAACUGUUGAUCGUGCAAGCUUGGCGAACGAGUACGAAGGAAGAAUUGUUGGGGAUACUAUUUGGCAAGGUGGAGGAAGGACAUCUCGAAGCAAUCACGGACGAGUUGCUGGUGUUUUUGGCGCAGCUGGUGGACGAUUUACCUCUCGACAUCCUGUCGAGGUGUGACGGAAAGUUGGGGACCGACGUGCUCGCUUGCGCGCUUGCACCACAUCUUUUGUGGUCCACAUGCACGGAGCUGGACAGGGAUAACUGCUUUUACCCAUCCCCGAGUCUCUAUCUCGACAUUGACGUCACCGAUCUCACACUGUGGGACCCUUUUGUCUGGCGAGGAAACGCACUAGAGGCCGAUGACGAAGAAGAAGAAGAAGAGUCAGGGGAAGAAGAAUCGGGCACCGAUCGAGACAAUCCUGACUACAUUGGGUCAGAGGAGGAGGAAGAGGAAAGUGGAUCGGGAGAGUCGAGUAGCCGUCCCCCGCGAAGCAAAGAGGAGGAAGAAGCUGAAGCGCAGCGGGGGGGGGAGAAAGCAGAAGGCAAACGGCCAGUCGAAGAGUCUGAAAGGCCGCCACCACAGCUACUGCUAGGCGAUCCGUCUCUGAAUGCGAAGCCGCCGCGCGAAGAAUCUGAUGGAGCCGCGGCAAAGGGAUCAGGAAGUUGACGCCGCCGAAGGAGUGAAUCCCCGAC
This is a messenger RNA of Chara braunii, 795 nucleotides long. Lineage: Eukaryota; Viridiplantae; Streptophyta; Charophyceae; Charales; Characeae. The record is from the annotation of a GenBank genome assembly.